UGGAAGACAAUUGUACCAAUGGUGGUACAACAUAUAAUUGCAGCUGUUUAAUUUAUUAAAUAUAUUAUUUGACAUCAAUUCCGAAAAGCAGGAAACAACAUAACAACAAUCUGUGCCAAACGCAAAUACAUCCAUACGGAUACCUAACUGUGCCAUAGAGUACUUUUAUUUUUCGUCUACAUAUAUUACCACGAACUUGUAUUACUACACGUCCGUGAUAUUACACAUUGAUUUGUUAAUUCCUGUGAGUGUGGUCAAGAUGCCGCCAUGAUUAUCACGCCGUAAACGAGUUCGAUGAGACUUGCGUGUUCUGGUCAGAAAACGUUGCGAGCGCUUUCGGAAGUUGAACGCAACCCAGACCGGAACUUCAAACAAGCGGGAAGUUUGUCUAUGGUUACCUAAGACACUGGUAGCUUCGUAUACAAUACUCGUCUCCCUUUUGCACUCUGGUAACCCGAAAAAACAGAAGGAAUAAGUAGAUGUUGUAAGCAUUAAAGGCUGUUAAGUUAUGUAAAGUAGGGCGCACUCUCGCAACUAAAAUAAACUUUUGUUCUUCGCCUGGAAGAGGAUACAAUCAAGCAUAAAGAAUGGAGUCGAAAGAUUUGUUUAGUUUUGAGAGCGUUGAUGAGGCACAACUUCUGCAAGCCGUUCCGAAAAAAAGAAAAACAUUCUUAGAUUCAACGAAUCCUGUCCCAGAUGCCCGAAUAUCAGACAAAGAGUCCAAAGAGAAAAUAGAGAGCUUCCUAUCCAAGCGUCAGAAUACAUCGGACAGAAUAACAGAAGAGAAAAACUUGCAUGACAAGACUACAGAUUUCAAAACCCAAACAUCAAGUCCCAGUCUCAACCAGCUCCCACCGUUUCUUAUAUCAAGAACUGAUUCAGAUGCAUUGACACAUGGAAUAGGUGAAUGCAUGUAUGAAGAUGUUCAGUCGGUAGAUGUGAAAGGAGAUUGUGCCAAAAAACUUUGGGACCAACAGAAGAAAGGUGUUGACUAUAAUGUAUAUUCCAGAGUAGAUCCAGAAGUUAAAAAUCAUGGAGAACUGCGAGUUGGAUAUGUGUAUAGCAAGGAACUCAUUGAUGCCUGUAAUGAUCUGCCAAGGAUAGCUGGAAGGGCAGGUGUAGUACAUUCUUUGAUUGAGACACUUGGUCUACUCGCCGAUGUCAUAACUAUUUCACCCAGAAAAGGAAAAGAGGAAGAAAUACAAAGAUUUCACUCUACAGACUUCAUUGAAUUUUUGCAUCGCAUUAACAGUGUUUCAGAUGAAGAGAAAGUUAACACAGAAGAGGCAGAACUUUAUGGGCUGUCCUAUGACUGCCCUGUCCAAGAAGGAAUCUAUGACUGUGCUGCUCUGGUUGCUGGGGCAACACUUACUGCAGCAGAGGCUCUUUGUGAAGGCAUAUGUGACGUGGCCAUAAAUUGGUGUGGUGGCUGGCAUCAUGCGCAAAGGAGCAGUGCAUCUGGCUUCUGUUACAUUAACGACAUCGUACUUGGAAUACUGAAACUACGAGAGACGUUUUCCAGGAUUGUUUAUGUUGAUCUUGACCUGCACCAUGGAGACGGUGUAGAAGAUGCUUUUUCGACAACACCCCAUGUGCUGACUCUUUCUCUUCACAAAUAUUCACCUGGCUUUUUUCCAGGUACUGGUGCUGCUAGUGAUGUGGGUUUGAGGAGAGGAAAGUUCUACUCUGUUAACAUCCCGCUCAUGGAUGGCAUUCGUGAUGCCCAGUAUUAUGCCGUGUUCAAGAGAGUUAUGUCAUCAGUCUGUACUGUAUAUCAGCCACAAGCCAUUGUGUGCCAAUGUGGUGCUGAUGGUCUUGCAGGAGAUCCCAUGGGUGCGUUCAACCUGACUGAAGUUUCCUAUUCUGACUGCUUGCAUCAUAUACUAGACUUGAAGCUGCCGACACUUGUGCUAGGGGGAGGUGGCUAUAGCUAUUCCAACACAGCUCGCUGCUGGGCACAUUUGACAGCAGUAGCAGUGGGCCGAAAACUUCCCCAGGAAGUCCCAGAUCACAGGUACUAUAUGGACUACAGCCCAGACUUUGAAAUGAACAUUCAGGCAGGUAAUCGACCAGAUCUCAACAAAGAUGAGGAGCUAAUGGACAUUUGCAGCAGAGUUGCAGAAAACCUGGAGCAGAUAAAGGGUUGUUGUCAUACAAUGAGGAGAGCAACAGACAUGAAAAUGUAAAGACCAAGGGCACAUUUUGACAACUCAUUGCAGAAUUUAUUUAAACUGUCUGAAAAGAAAUCUAUUUUUGUGUUUGGAUAUUUUCAUUGCUGGUGAGUCCAUAGCUGUAAACCAACUAAUUUGCUCAUAAUUUCUACAAGUCUUUCGAAAUUUUUGAUGCACAUAUAUUGCAGAUGUGUAUUCUCAAAAAAAAAAAAAAAAAAAAAAAAAAAAAA
This is a messenger RNA of Pomacea canaliculata, 2401 nucleotides long. RefSeq names its product histone deacetylase 8-like. Gene Ontology annotation, molecular function: histone deacetylase activity. The record is from RefSeq and is a predicted model, not a curated record. The transcript is spliced from 11 exons. The coding region runs from base 588 to 2186 and encodes 532 amino acids. NCBI's taxonomy places the organism in Eukaryota, Metazoa, Mollusca, Gastropoda, Architaenioglossa, Ampullariidae.